Molecule: messenger RNA, 2433 nt
Organism: Phragmites australis (common reed)
Lineage: Eukaryota; Viridiplantae; Streptophyta; Magnoliopsida; Poales; Poaceae
Product: probable adenylate kinase 5, chloroplastic
Exons: 20
Coding region: 56-1840 (594 amino acids)
Biological process (GO): nucleoside triphosphate biosynthetic process
Cellular component (GO): cytoplasm
Molecular function (GO): AMP kinase activity; ATP binding; nucleoside diphosphate kinase activity
Source: RefSeq, a predicted model, not a curated record
CCUCCCUCUGUUUUCCCUCCACACGCGCACUCUUCCCCUCUUCCUCACCGCGCAAAUGGCGUCCUCCUCCCCGUCCACGACCUCCCCUACCCUCGCCGUGCCGGGGCACCCUCACCGCCGCCCCUCGCCGUUGCCUUCCUGCUACUCUCCUCUCGCGGCGUCCUCCUCCCCGGCCGUCUCCUCCAUCUCCGCGUCUGCCGCCCCCAAACACAAGCCCAGGGGGCUGGGACUUCGUUGCCGGGCCGCGGAGGAGGGACCCGCGCCGGCGCGCGGGGAGGCGCCCCCCAAGGUGAUGAUCUCGGGCGCGCCCGCGUCGGGGAAGGGUACGCAAUGCCAAAGGAUUGUCGAGAAGUACGGUUUGGUUCACAUAUCAACUGGGGAUCUUCUACGAGCUGAAGUAUCUUCUGGCACAGAAAUAGGCAAGACAGCAAAAGAAUAUAUGGACAGUGGCAAGCUUGUUCCAGAUCAAGUUGUGACAGAUAUGGUGGUAUCACGACUAUCACAACCGGAUGUACAAGAAAGAGGGUGGCUUCUUGAUGGUUACCCAAGGAGUUUCAGUCAGGCACAAAGCCUUGAAAGUAUGAAAAUAAGACCAGAUAUAUUUAUUGUGCUAGAAGUUCCUGAUGACAUUCUAAUCGACAGAUGUGUUGGAAGAAGGCUGGAUCCUGUGACUGGCAAAAUUUACCAUGUAAAAAACUUCCCUCCGGAGAAUGAGGAAAUUUCUGCCCGGCUUAUUACACGUUCUGAUGAUACGUUUGAGAAGGUUAAAUCGCGUCUUGAGACGUACAAACAAAAUUCUGAAGCUAUUCUUCCUACAUACUCAGAUUUGCUUAAUCAGAUUGAUGGAAAUCGCCCAGCGGAAGUUGUAUUUCAGGAGAUAGAUUCCUUGUUACAGAAAACCUGUGGGAGUACCUCAGCAAACAAAUUGACCAAAACAAAUGGAAAACCACCAGAUUCUUUGGAUACAAGUUCAAAAAAUGAAUGGCGUGGAAUUCCAACAAGAUUGAAUAACAUUCCACAUUCCAGGGAAAUCAGGCAAUACUUCUAUGACGAUGUAGUACAAGCUACAAAACGUGCUGUUGAAGAUAAAAAGACUCGGUUGCAGAUAAAUAUCAACAUUCCUGAACUUAACCCUGAAAUGGAUGUUUAUCGCAUAGGUACCCUCAUGGAACUUGUCAGAGAACUUUCUCUUUCUUUUGCUGAUGAUGGAAAAUGUGUCAAGGUCUGUGUUCAAGGCUCCAUGGGGCAAGGUGCAUUUGCUGGUAUCCCACUUCAACUGGCUGGGACUAGAAAAAUUUUGGAAUUUAUGGACUGGGGUGACUAUGGGGCGAAGGGUACCUUCAUUAAUAUUGGAGCAGUAGGUGCUAGCGAGGUUGAUAAAGAAGACGAUAUGUUUAUCCUCAUUGCUCCCCAGAAUGCUGUUGGAAACUGCAUAAUUGAUGAUAUGAGAGCUAUGACUGAUGCUGCUGGUGAUAGACCUGUGAUUCUUGUAAACCCUCGCCUAAAGGAUAUGCCUGGAUCAAGUGGUGUAAUGCAAACAAUGGGGAGAGACAUGAGGCUAAAGUAUGCUGCAUCAUUUGAGACUUGCUAUUCGUUCCGGCUUCUCUUUUAUGCUGGCUCAUUCUAUCCGAUCAUGGGAGCUUUAAGGAUGGCUUAUCCAAAUAAAUAUGAGAUUUAUAGAAGGGUUGACGAGCCCAAUGGAAAAGAGAAAUAUGUUUUUAUAGCUGAAUUCACGGAGAACCCAACUCCUGAUGAUAUCACUGGUGCUUUCAAAGGACCAAAAAAGGAAAAGGAAAAGGCGUCUUCUGGAUUCUGGGGUUUCUUAAGUGGUAUAUUGUGAGGCAAGCAGUCUGCAAUGCAAUGAUAUCCUCCAUUUCUUGGUGUAUUUCUUUCUGAGGUUUAGUCCCCCAAGGCUAAAUAGCUUUACUGGAGCUUUUCUUUUGUCCAUCCAUGAAGCUAAAGUUGGUUUGCAUCUUUUGUCCAUCCAUGAAGUUAAGUUGGUUUGCAUGAUUAUAAUAUCAUGGUUUUCAUUCUUUGUGAUGGGGAAUUUGUAUUCUCUUAUGUGGUUCCCAUAUUUUUUACACUACUUAUGCAGUGAGGAUGUCAACCAGAGGAGGAGAGGCCUCUUUAUACAAGGCUAAUGGCGUUUACAGCCAUGUGGUUCCCAUAUAUUUUUUUUCAUGUAAUAUCUUUGUCCUUCCAAAUGCCCUGAUUGGUCGAGUCAGGGCGGCAGUUGUAAAACAUUGCUUUUUAUCCCUCUUAUUCGAUUCAGCAGAGCUCUUGCCUGGUUAAAAAAAAAGAACCUUACUCAUGGUUCAUAGGAUAUCUAAAGCUAGUACCCAGGCUUAGAAGUUGAAUGGCUGGUAUGCAAAUUUCUAGUCUGGAAUUCAAAGUUUAAAUGAAAAAAUUUCAUGUGUGAACGUUUGUAGGGAA